Messenger RNA from Erinaceus europaeus (western European hedgehog), 1562 nucleotides. It is a transcript of the gene GAL3ST1, whose product is annotated as galactose-3-O-sulfotransferase 1. The record is from RefSeq and is a predicted model, not a curated record. Lineage: Eukaryota; Metazoa; Chordata; Mammalia; Eulipotyphla; Erinaceidae. Gene Ontology annotation, biological process: myelination; galactosylceramide biosynthetic process. The transcript is spliced from 3 exons. The coding region runs from base 5 to 1492 and encodes 495 amino acids. Gene Ontology annotation, molecular function: galactosylceramide sulfotransferase activity. Gene Ontology annotation, cellular component: membrane.
UUGAAUGCGGCUUCUGUGUGGCUGCCGGGCGGGGGCUGGGCCCCAGGCGCCCAUUGGCCACAGCGCCGGGCUGGGCUGGCUGCACCUGGAUGCACCGGGGUGGCGGCCGGCAUGCUGCAGGCCCGGCAGAGCUGGGGGCCCCGGCAGGGACGCCCCGCCGCCGAGUGAGCUCCCGGGCGGCGGGGGCCCGUGGACAGCGGACAAGGUGUCCGCGAUGCCGCCGCAGAAGCCACUCUGGCAGUCCAUGGCCAAGGGGCUGCUGCUGGGGGCUCUCCUCACCUCCUUCCUGCUGCUGCUCUACGCCUAUGCUGUGCCCCCGCUGCUGGCCAGCCCCCCGGCCACGACCCCGGAGGGCGCGGCGCCCUGCUCCCGGGCCCCCGAGCCGGAGGAGGCGGCCCCGACGGGCAACGGCUCUUCACGGGGCUGCCGGCCGCGCCGCGACAUCGUGUUCGUGAAGACGCACAAGACGGCGGGCAGCACGCUGCUCAACAUCCUGUUCCGCUUCGGCCAGAAGCACGGGCUCAAGUUCGCCUUCCCCAGCGGCCGCAACGACUUCGACUACCCGGCCUUCUUCUCGCGCGGCCGCGUGCAGGACUACCGGCCCGGCGCCUGCUUCAACAUCAUCGGCAACCACAUGCGCUUCCGCUACGAGGAGGUGCGCGGGCUGGUGGCGCCGGGCGCCGCCUUCAUCACGCUGCUGCGGGACCCGGCCCGCCUCUUCGAGUCGUCCUUCCACUACUUCGGCGCCGUGGUGCCGCUCACCUGGCGGGUGCCGGGCCGCGACCAGCGGCAGCAGCUGGCGGCCUUCCUGCGGGAGCCGGGCCGCUACUACGACCCGCGCGGCUACAACGCACACUACCUGCGUAACCUGCUCUUCUUCGACCUGGGCUACGACAGCGGCCUGGACCCGCGCAGCCCGCGCGUGCAGGAGAGCAUCCUGGAGGUGGAGGCGCGCUUCCACCUGGUGCUGCUGCAGGAGUACUUCGACGAGUCGCUGGUGCUGCUCAAGGAGCUGCUGUGCUGGCCGCUGGAGGACGUGCUCUACUUCAAGCUCAACGCCCGCCGCGCCCCGGCCCGGCCGCGCCUGUCGGCCGAGCUGUACCGCCGCGCCACGGCCUGGAACGUGCUGGACGCCCGCCUCUACCGCCACUUCAACGCCAGCUUCUGGCGCAAGGUGGACGCCUUCGGCCGCGCCCGCAUGGCCCGCGAGGUGGCCGCCCUGCGCCGGGCCAACGAGCGCAUGCGGCGCAUCUGCAUCGCGGGCGGCCGCGCCGUGGGCCCCGCCGCCAUCCGAGACGCGGCGCUGCAGCCUUGGCAGCCGCUGGGCGCGCAGUCCAUCCUGGGCUACAACCUCAACCCGCGCGUCGGCGGGCGCCACGAGCAGCUGUGCCGCCGCAUGCUCACGCCCGAGAUCCAGUACCUCAGCGACCUGGGCGUCAACCUCUGGGUCACCCGCCUCUGGAAGCUGGUGCGCGACUUCCUGCGCUGGUGACCGCCGCCCUGCCCCGGGCUGUGGGGUGUGCCCGCCACCGCCCAGUAAAGGCCAUGCUGUGUUUUGUUGA